Drosophila guanche is the source of this 829-nucleotide messenger RNA. RefSeq names its product 39S ribosomal protein L9, mitochondrial (gene mRpL9). The coding region runs from base 59 to 805 and encodes 248 amino acids. NCBI's taxonomy places the organism in Eukaryota, Metazoa, Arthropoda, Insecta, Diptera, Drosophilidae. Gene Ontology annotation, cellular component: ribosome; mitochondrion. The transcript has 2 exons. Gene Ontology annotation, molecular function: structural constituent of ribosome. Gene Ontology annotation, biological process: translation. The record is from RefSeq and is a predicted model, not a curated record.
UCUUACGUAAGGAGCUGCCAGACCUCGCGCUUUCGGUCAGUUGUAAACACGAGAAAAUAUGUUGAAAAAUAUCUGCGUAACACAGCUAAAUUUUCUAAAAAGUGCAUCCAGCCUGCAGCAGCAAGUCCGGACCACUUUCAUCCUGAAACGAAAAUAUGAACCGCUGCUGCACAAAACCAACGAGCGGCCCCGGCCUAUGCGGCCAAAGCACUUUAUCUAUGAGCUGGUGGAGGACACGCAAGUGAAAAAGCGGCCGAACAUGGAAGUCGUCUUAAAGACCUUUGUCGAAGGUGUCGGCGACAAGGGUGACGUAGUGUCCAUGAAGCCUCAUUUCGUCUACAACAAACUGCUGCUGCCUGGACUGGCGGCCUACAAAACGCCCGAGAACAUUGCCAAGUACGCGAAGACAGAUGCCGAGAAGUCGGCGGUGAAGCACAGCUCGGCGUAUGCUCAACGGACGGUCAACAUGCUGGAGACCAUUGUCUUGGCUGUGGUCAUGAACAAGGAUGAGCCGUGGGUACUCGAGCCCUGGCAUAUCAAAGCUUCGCUCCGCAAGGCCGGAUUCCAUUGCAAAGAGGAGUGCAUAACCCUGCCGAAGGAGCGCAUUGAGGGGCCCGAUCUCAAGAAGGAAAGCAAAGACUUCCAGUGCAUCAUAACCAUCAAUAAGCUGGAGCAGGCUACGCUCAAGUGCCGCCUGCACCAUUGGAGCACUGAUCCCAGCGAACGUUUGCCCUACGUGCUGGAGCAUUGGAAAAUGCAGUCCGAGCCGCUGCUGGAUGUUGGCUCCCCUGAGAAGAGGCCUUAAAACUAAGAACAAUAAAGUGUUACA